Molecule: messenger RNA, 1479 nt
Organism: Mercenaria mercenaria
Lineage: Eukaryota; Metazoa; Mollusca; Bivalvia; Venerida; Veneridae
Exons: 2
Coding region: 64-555 (163 amino acids)
Source: RefSeq, a predicted model, not a curated record
UUUGCACGUUCAUUUGAUGACAGGUAAAUAGUUAGAGAAGGGUUACUUCAUUUGAAAAGUAAAAUGGAGGGUAUGUUCACGAAGAGUUAUGUUAAAAUUGACCGUCCUCCAUUUGAAUUAAAACACAAAACGAUUCUGGAGGCAUUAAAGUACUACUCUGAGACAAAGGGAGACGGCGAAUCUAUUAUCUUUGUGUCCACGGACGGAAGUCGCGAUGUUGUUACGUGGUCGGGGCUUUACCAAAAGUCUUGCAAAGUAGCAAAAUCUCUGAUUAAUUUGGGAAUUCGGAAACAGGAAAUUAUCGCUAUCAAUUUGCGAUGCUGUCCAGAAUGGUUGUAUGCUACAUUCGGAGCAAUGAUGGCUGGAGCGAUCCCUGUGAGUAUAACGUUUACGUAUACAGAUGGAAACGACCUUAUCGCAAUGAUGGAAAAGCUGGAGAAAUGUUCGCUGCUAGUUCUAGAUCCUGGAUUAGAAAGCAUUAACUGGAACAUUCUUCGUAGGCUUCUUGACGAAUAUGAGGCUGACGGUAAAGUUCGAAGACCAUUUGCCAGAUGACUGGCCCGUGGAAGCUGUUUUGACUUCAGGACAACCUCUUACGAGUAGAAUCGGUGCUAGUGAUGGUAAAGUUUGCAAAUAUCUACUGUGCGCCUACAUUGGGACAGAAUCUUUUUGCGUGACGGAGUCGAAAAUUACGGACCCACAUGAUUUCGUUGAAUUUGGAUGCGGAAAGCCGGUAAAUUAUCCUGGAUUAGAAGUGAAAAUCGUAGACGAGAAUGGUGAAAUUGUUCCCGUCAACCAUAGAGGAGAAAUAUAUGUUCGAUCGGAAAUUAUGUUUCAAGAAUAUUUUAAUGAUCCUGAAAAAACAAAAGCGGUUAAAACCCCAGACGGAUGGUAUAAAACAGACGAUAUCGGCCGAAUGACGGAACACGGUCAAUUCUUUGUAGAGGGUCGGAAAUCAAACAUGAUUAUUUCAGGUGGUUUUAAUGUGACUCCUGAAAUCCUUGAAAACGUCAUGAAAACAUUUCGUGGUAUCGAUUUAGUAGUCAUAGUACCAGUUCCAGACGAUGUAUACUAUCAGGUUUUGUGCGCAUGCGUGAUAAGGAAACCAGGAUUUACAGUAACCGAAACAGAUGUCCAAACUUAUUGCCGUGAAUAUCAUGCCGAUAAACCGGGACUUUUCACCGUUCUUCCGAAAUAUUACAUGUUCUUUGAGAAGUUUCCUGAAACAAGAAGUGGCAAAACACAUCGAAAAGAGUUAGAGAGACUAGCAUUAGAGCGUUUCGGAUCUUCUGAUGACAAGUGUCCAAAUUGAAAAAAAAAACUAAAUGCAAUUGUUGAACAGAGGAACGAUUACCAUGGUGUUGCAUAAGUGUUAAGAAUAAAACUAAUUGAGAUCUGUAGUUAAUGAGGAACUGUUUUGUUUAUACACAGUGAGGAAAUGCAUUUUGUGUUUUGUAUAAUAAAGAAUUAUUCCAGAUA